GGUGGCAUCCUAGAUGAGUGAGGAUCCGCGUCUCUGUUCAGUCGAGACAUCCAGUCAGCGGCGUCGGGUGUCUCAGGGAACAGUCCCGCGCUCGCUCCCGGUGCGGGGACGCUGCAAACACGAUGCGCAGGUGACAAGAGCCCGCUUCCAGGAGUUCGUCUCUGACCUGUGCCGGCUCGAGGACUAGAACAGCGCUGACUUCCCCGUGCGGAGCGCCGCAGGAGGAUGCUCUGCCUCUCCGGCGUCACCGUCACCCCACAACUCCAUGGCUACCUCAUUAGGGGUACUCUGGAGAAACAGGUGUCGGGGAAGUGACGUCACGAGCCUCGGAAACCGGAGGUGUGCGCUUUGGAGAGCAAGAUGGCAGCGAAAUCCGACGGUCGGGGGGUCGUCACCGGUUUCGCCCAGCUGCACAACCUGGACGAGACGGUGGGGAGCUGCGAGGACGACCCGCGGCAGGGCAGCUCCUUCCACAUCUGCCACUGCUGCAACACCUCGUCGUGCUACUGGGGCUGCCGGAGCGCCUGUCUGCAUUACCUCCUGGGCAAGGGGAGAGACGUCAGGCGGCCACCUCGCGAGGAGCGCCUGUGGUUGGACUGCCUGUGGAUCGUCCUGGCGCUCCUCGUCUUCUUCUGGGACGUGGGCACUGACUUGUGGCUUGCGCUCGACUACUACGUCAAGCAGGACUACCUCUGGUUCGGACUCACACUGUUCUUCGUGCUGGUGCCGUCGGUGCUGGUCCAGAUCUUGAGCUUCAGGUGGUUCGUGCAGGAUUACACGGGGGGCGGCUUGGGCGCCGUGGAGGGUCUCAGCAGCAGCCGGAGAGCCACCAGCCCAGGGGUGUACGGCAGGGCCAGAUGCUGUCGCGCGUCAGUGUGGAUCUGGCAGACGCUCAUACACAUCCUUCAGAUGGGACAAGUGUGGAGGUACAUCAGAACAAUGUAUCUUGGCAUCCAGAGCCGCAGACAAAAGGAGAACCAGCGACGCUUCUACUGGGCCAUGAUGUACGAGUAUGCCGAUGUCAACAUGCUUCGUCUACUGGAGACAUUUCUGGAAAGCGCUCCACAACUGGUUCUUCAGCUCUGCAUCAUGAUCCAGAAGAACCGGGCCGAAACGCUGCAGUGUGUGUCAGCGGUUGCGUCUCUCCUCUCUCUUUCCUGGGUUCUGGCCUCGUACCACAAGCUUCUGCGUGAUUCCCGCGACGACAAAAAGAGCAUGAGCUACCGGGGAGCACUGGUGCAUCUUCUAUGGCGUUUCUUCACCAUUUCUUCUCGGGCGCUGUCUUUCGCCCUCUUUGCCUCAGUUUUCCACAUCUACUUUGGCAUUUUUGUGGUGCUGCACUGGUGUGCCAUGGCCUUCUGGGUAAUCCACGGAGGCACCGACUUCUGUAUGUCCAAGUGGGAGGAGGUGCUAUUCAACAUGGUGGUAGGCGUGGUCUACGUCUUCUGCUGGUUUAACGUCAAGGAGGGAAGGACCCGAUUCCGCAUGGUGAUUUAUUACUCGCUGGUGCUGGUGGAAAAUACCAUCCUUACCGCUCUGUGGUACACCUACAGAGACCCGGUCACUACCGACUCCUACGCUGCGUCCGCCCUCUGCGGCGUCUUCCUGUGCUUUGCCUCCGGAGUGGCCUGCAUGGUCCUCUACUACGGGGUCCUGCAUCCCAUGGGGCCCCGGUUGAGGGUUCUGGCCAGUUCCUGCUGUGCUGAGCUUCUCUGGGGCCUCCCCUUACCACCUGAGGCCGAGCCCAUGGCUCCCACUCCGGGGCCUCGGGGCUCCCAAGCCACCCCGACCAGGGGCAUGGCUUCAGGAGACUACAGCGAGCCGGAGGAGGCCGCCACAGACACUUGUCUGCCGGUGUUCCAGGUGAGAUCUACAGAGCCUACCGAUGCGGCGGGUCGGCCCAUCCCCCCCGAGGGGCCCCUCAUCAAGAUCGACAUGCCCCGGAAGCGCUACCCGGCCUGGGAUGCUCACUUUGUGGAUCGACGUUUGCGGCGGACCAUAAACAUCCUCCAGUACAUCAGCCCCAACGCGGUGGGAAUCAGGUACAGGGAUGGACCCCUCCUCUACGAGCUGCUCCAGUACGAGUCCUCCCUGUGAAGGUGCGCGGUGCCGCUCUUUCUCUACUCUCAUGCCCUCUCUGGUUCUCCACUUCCCUUGGUGCUUUUUUCUUCAGAGUUUUUAUUUAGUUGCGCUCUCAAGCUAUAAGAGUGCAUCUAAAAGAGUCUAAACAGAGAAUAUUCAACAUAUAUUUUGACUAACACAGUGUAGAGUUGGAGAACAAAUAGUCCGAAAUACAACAUUCCCUAGUUUGGGUUACUAUAGCGUGAAUGUUCGACUAACGUGUAUGUUUGAUGGUGUUUGUGGCCCUGUCGUCUCUGACAUGUGCAUGGUGGGAAUGAUGGAGGAACAUAGUUUUUAGCAUCCUCAUUCUGAUUUCGUUUUUACCAUUUUGUGCCUACGUUUUUCCCAAACAGUUGUGGUGACAACUGAUCUUAAAGAUGGCAAAUCAGCUAGACACUAAAAAGCACAUUCGAUUGUCAGAAAAAGCACAUAAUGCCCCACUCCUUUUCUCCUGUGAUUAAGGGGGAAGAGCUUUGAAAUUAUGUCAAAUUGCGCCAAAAAGAUACAAUCGCUUUUUCAAGUAAAAUGCAAUGAUGUCAUGUAAAAAUUGGUGUCAGAUUUUGGUCUACCAUAUAACACUGCCACCACAAUUUUGAUCAUCAAGGGCCUUAAUAUUUAUCUUAACACGUUGUUUCCUAUUGAAUCUCACUAGUGAUGUGCUAUCUACAGCUCUGUACGUUGAAUAUAAUAUAUGGCCCACUAUUUUUUUAACCCAUCUAUAGUAUGUGAGAGUGCACUUUAUGGCCGCUAGAUUGAAUAAAUGGGACAUAUUUUCUUACACUACUGUAUACGCUGCUGUUCAAAAAAUUGGGCUUAGUAAAAUUUUUUUUUUUUUUUUUUUAAGAAAAAGGGAUGCAUUAAAUUGAUCAAAAGUGACAAUAACCAAACUUUCUGUUUAAAUAAUAACAGAAAUACUCUCAUUCAUGAAUUCAAAAUCCUAGGUUUCCACAAAAACAUUAAGCAGCAUAAAUUUGUUCAACGCUGAUAGUAAUAAGAAAUGUUUUAAGCGUUUAGAAUGAUUUCUGAAGGAUCAUGUGACACUGAAGACUGAAGUAAUUGCUGAUACACUAAUGGCUAAUAUAUCAAAAUAGAACAAAGUUGCAAUAAUAUUUCACAUUAUUACAGUUUUAACUGUAUUAUUUCUAAAAAAAAUGUAGCUUUAGUGAGCAUAAGACAGAAUCUUACCAAACCCAAACUUUUGACGGUAGUGCAUUAUUUAUUUAUUUUUUUAACAUAUUGCCCACUGAUGUAUUUUUCUGUGCAACUGACAGAAGCUAGAAAAAUAGAACAUUAUUAUUAUUAUUAUUAUUAUUAUUAUUAUUAUUAUUAUUAUUAUUAAGACAUAAUUCCUUACGUAAAACACACACAUAAAAUAAUAGUACUCAGUCAAACAUAUUUUGUCAUAUGUAACCCUGGACCACAAAACCAAUCGUAAAUUUUUAAAAGUUUAAAUUAAUUCAUCAUCUGAAAGCUGAAUAAGCUUUCCAUUUAUGUAUUGUUUGUUAGGAUAGGACAAUAUUUGGCCGGGAUACAACUAUUUGAAAAUCUUGAAUCUGACAAAUGUAAAUAUUGAGAAAAUCCUUUAAAGUUAUCCAAAUGAAGUUCUUAGCAAUGCACAUUACUAAUCAAAAAUUAAGCUUUGAUAUAUUUAUAGUAGAAAAUUUACAAAAUAUCUUAAUGGAACGUGAUCUUUACUUAAUAUCCUUUUUUGGCAUAAAAGAAAAAUUGAUAAUUUUGGCCCAUACAAUGUGUUGUUGGCUAUUGCUACAAAUAUACCCGUGUUACUUAUGACUGGUUUUGUGGUCCAAAGUGACGUAUAAUUUUUUUUAAAAAGUGCUUUAUGUGAUUUAAAAAAAAUAAUUGAUUUUAUUUAAAAAAAAAAAAAAAAAUAUAUAUAUAUAUAUAUAUAUAUAUAUAUAAUAAUUAAUAUGUCUAAACUAACCUCAAUGAAAUAGGUUACAUCGACAAAGUCAUUUUUGAGGUUUAAAACAUGGGUUAGAAAACAAUUUUUAAGGUAACAAUUGCUUGUUACCAUUUUUACAGUGUAAUAAUGAACAGAAAUGUUUGCAGUGUGUGGUGCUCAACUCUAACCUUUAGUACUCCUCCAUCAUUCCCUGUCCAAAAUUGCAUUUUUCUGUCCACCUAAACCUUUUCCUCAGAAAAAGGCUGAUGGUUUCUCAAAAGGUGAAGAGCCUUGACACAUUUACACGUGUAAAUGGUAUACCAUCCGCAUUCAAAAUGUACUAUACUCAAUUUUGAUAAAAGAAAAAGGUCCUUUAUUUAAAUUGUGCAAUAUUUUUUUGAAAAUGUACUUUCAAAAUGUGAAAAAGAUGUUGCUUUUGCCUGAAAUUAGCUGAGUUUAUACACCACCAAUGAAUGCAUGCCAAGGUUGCACAUAUUGACGAUUGACUGGGUUGCCAGGUGCCAACCAACGAAUGAGGAUUUCUAAUGUGCAAAAUAAUUGAAUUAAAGGGUUAAUACACCCAAAAAUGAAAAUUAACACAUUAUUUACUCAUCCUCAAGCCAUC
Labeo rohita (rohu) is the source of this 4649-nucleotide messenger RNA. It is a transcript of the gene xkr6b, whose product is annotated as XK, Kell blood group complex subunit-related family, member 6b. The transcript has 3 exons. NCBI's taxonomy places the organism in Eukaryota, Metazoa, Chordata, Actinopteri, Cypriniformes, Cyprinidae. The coding region runs from base 361 to 2097 and encodes 578 amino acids. Gene Ontology annotation, cellular component: plasma membrane. The record is from RefSeq and is a predicted model, not a curated record. Gene Ontology annotation, biological process: apoptotic process involved in development; engulfment of apoptotic cell; phosphatidylserine exposure on apoptotic cell surface.